Molecule: messenger RNA, 518 nt
Organism: Saccostrea cuccullata (small rock oyster)
Lineage: Eukaryota; Metazoa; Mollusca; Bivalvia; Ostreida; Ostreidae
Product: gametocyte-specific factor 1-like
Source: RefSeq, a predicted model, not a curated record
AUAGCUAAAAUAAGAUGGAUUAUUACAGAGAUUCUACAGAUGAGAUGGUUAUUUGUCUGUAUGACAAGACGCAUGUUAUUAGGAAAGAAAGACUGUCUCGGCACUUAAUUAAAUGUGCUAAAGGUAAUAAAACUGUGAGCAGGAACUUUUCAUCUUGUGAAUUUAACCAUUGUCAUAAAAUUAAAAGGGGUAAUGGCAAUGAGCAUUACAAACAGUGUAAUGACAAACUGCGGUUUGAUGGUUGGUUGGAGAGGGAUAAAAUGUACAAAAAAGGUGACAUAUCUCUCCCUAAAUAUGAGGAUGUGCAGAUUAAUGAUGGAGAAAAUUGGGAAGAAGAAUUGGAACCUCUCCCUGGACAAAAGUACUGCGGUUUUAUUCCGGACAUAAAGAAACAAAAUUAAAAUGUUAGGUCUUUUUGAUUUAUGUUCCUACUACUUGUGUAUAUAGUGAAUAUAUUGAGUAUUUGUGGAUGGAUUUUAUUUUGUACAUAGUUAUCUCUUUUUAAUCAAUGACUCUCG